Striga hermonthica is the source of this 1563-nucleotide messenger RNA. NCBI's taxonomy places the organism in Eukaryota, Viridiplantae, Streptophyta, Magnoliopsida, Lamiales, Orobanchaceae. The record is from the annotation of a GenBank genome assembly.
AUGGACGAGCGCGAUCGGUACAUCGACAACCUCUUUAACUCCGGCGAAGCCUCGUACGAUUUCUACCCCGGCCGCCAAAUGGGUUUCCCCGCCGCCGCCGGCAACGGCUACUCCGGCUGGCCGUUCUCCUACCCGUCCCACACCUUCCCAUACGACGACGCCGCCGCCGCAUCCGGGAACUCCCUCGAGGCCGAAUUUGGCCGCUUGAGCAUCUCCGGCCGCUCUACCGCCGCCGUUGGCGGCGGAGGCGUCGGCUUCCCCUCCGACAUCGGGAGCAUGCAGAGGCUGAGGGCUCAAUCGGCCGCCAGGGCACAGAAUUUGAGCGGGCCGAACUUGUUCCUCGGCCCGGGCAUGGGCUCGUACGAAAGCAGCUUGAGCCCAUUUAACAACAAUCUCAAUGGUUUGAACAAUCUGAAUCAAUUCACGCCUAAUUACUACGGUAGGGCUAACGGCUCUAGUCUCAGUGGCCUCAACGGGCUGUCCUCUGGUUUUCGCGAUUAUCUUCCGGGUGAAACCGGGCCAUGGAGCCUCCGGCCGGCGUUGGCUAAUGGGUUCAGCAGUUCGUCGAGGCGGCUGAUUUACACUUCGCUGACCGAGCUGAGAGGGAAAAUAGCUCUGGCGGCCCGGGACCAAAUCGGGUGCCGAUUCUUGCAGAGCAAGUUUGAGGAAGGGAAGCCGGAGGACAUUCGAUUGAUCUUCUCGGAGAUUAAAGACAGUAUUUGCGAUCUCAUGGUUGACCAGUUUGGGAAUUAUCUUGUUCAGAAGUUUUUCAGGGUUUGCAAUGAGGAUCAGAUGACCCAAUUGCUCUGUGUGCUGAUCAAUGAUGAGAGGAAGUUCAAAGAAAUCUGUACCGAUAUGCACGGGACAAGGGCUGUUCAGAAGCUGAUCGAGCAUCUGACGAAUGCCGAGCAGAGGUCUCUGCUUACCUCUGUGUUGAGGAGGAUAACUCUCCCUCUUGUGAAGAACAACAAUGGCCAACAUGUCAUUCAGCAUUGCUUGAGAUACUUCAAGGAGGAUAACAAGCAUAUCCUCAAUGUAGUAGCUGAUAACUGCUUAGAUGUAGCCACCGACAAAAGUGGAUGUUGUGUGUUGCAACAGUGCCUAACACAUUCUUCUGGGGAGCCUCGUGACCGCCUUAUGGCACAAAUAACAUCAAACGCCCUAAUUUUGGCCGAACAUCCUUACGGGAAUUAUGUUGUGCAGUAUAUACUGGGAUUCAAAAUGUUGCAUGUGACUGCUGAUAUAAUGGCGAGUUUAUCUGGGAAUUAUGUGUCGCUGUCGAUGAAUAAGUAUGGGAGCAAUGUUGUGGAGCAAUGCCUGAAACAGUCAGAGGGUGAUCAAGCGCUUCCCAUAAUUGAGGAGCUCAUUCGGAGCCCCCACUUCUUAAGGGUUCUGUUAGAUCCUUAUGGCAACUAUGUUGCUCAAUCUGCACUCAUGGUUUCUAAGGGAACAGCUCAACACGCGUUGAUGAAGCUUAUUCAGUACAAUUACGCAUCCUUGCACAGUCACCCUCAUGGAAAACGAGUUCUCGCGCGUACCAAAGGGAUUAAGCUGCGCCCGUGA